GCCAGCUUGCGUCGGCGCAGUUAGCGUGGCUCGUACUCGUUCGGUUAUCCGGCCGUAGUGAACAGCUCUUAAGAGCGCACCGUAUUUCCGAAAGCAUGGCGCAGGCUAAGUCACUCGGGGAAGACACGACGUCGCGCUCCUCGACGCAGUUGCACCAGUGCGUCGUCUACCUGUGCCGUGCGCCGAUUCAAAACGGGAAUUCCGCUAGCUUGAGCCUGCUGUCGUACUUCGCUUCGGCAUCGCAGCGGGUAUGCGGCGAUUCGUGGGAGAAGCACUGGCUGGUCGUGUUCGACUACGGCGAAGACGUGGUGCUCGUCUGCGACGCGGACAUGGACCACUCGGGGGAACUGACGGGGCGCAAGUAUUGGAAGAAACGUACGACAGUCUUCAAUGAGUCGUACUCGUACAAGAAACGCCUGGGAAAGCACAGAAUUCCGAAGGCGCGCAUCGAGGAGGUCAUGCGCGAGAUGUGCGACUCGGGCCAGUACCACUUGACGAACAACAACUGCCAGAAGUGGGCCAAGGAGCUGCUGCGCCGGCUGGGAGUAGAGGUGCCUCGGGACCAGCCGGACGCGCAGGCCGUUGUCCAGGAUGUCGUCCAGCCGGCCGUCGGCCGCACCCUGCUUCUGGGUGCUUUAGUCGUGGCGAAGUUCAUCUUGUUCAGGGGACGCGUCUAGGAUCAGCCAGUACUACAGCAGCCAUGAUGGCAUGUUCCUUCACGGCGAGGUAGCGUUUGA
Molecule: messenger RNA, 737 nt
Organism: Rhipicephalus sanguineus (brown dog tick)
Lineage: Eukaryota; Metazoa; Arthropoda; Arachnida; Ixodida; Ixodidae
Exons: 2
Coding region: 96-677 (193 amino acids)
Source: RefSeq, a predicted model, not a curated record